UAGAGGAGAUGGGGCGACACGUGUCAAAAACUGUGACGUCAUCACAAGCUAGCUGAAUCAAUUCGCACGCCUGGAUACCGGUAGUCCUGCUGUAUUUGUUUUCGACCGGCGUAUUUACGGAUAUCUUCAGAAACAAACAAGCCCUCAAGGGCUAUGUGGAUAGACAGAUGAAGGGAGGAGAAAACAGCUCAGAGAAGAACAGUAUUCGACCAUAUCUUCUCUCUUUCACUUUCGUUCAGCUGGCUCUGAUAUGUUCGUUUGGUGCGGGGUUUUAUGUGCAAUUUCUGGACGUUACCCGGCUUCGCGGACGAGUCGACAAGUUAGAAACUCUAUGCAAUUUCGCUAUUCAUAACAGGCAUGAACGGGCAAAGAGAAAUGUCAAGGCGGAGACAACCCAGCCCCCAAUGAUGAGCAGUGACGUCAUGCCCGAAACCUACACCAACCUUCCUUCCUAUGCCAGCACCCCCGAGAUGGCAUACGUCACCCAGAUAGCCGACAAGAUCAAUCUGACGGAAAACAUGGCUAACAUCGACUACGGCGGCGUGCCACUCUCCAACUACGGCGUCGAGAUGGUCAUCGACCAGGCCAUCCAAUACAUCCUGGACGCUCAGGCAGAGGCACUCGCAGUUCAUUGUUCGGCCGCGCACAGCAUUUGCCUCUCAGGUCCAAAGGGUCAACCUGGUUUCGACGGCUACCCAGGUCCGGAGGGGCCAGUGGGUCCGGCUGGGAAAGAUGGUUCCCAAGGACCUCCCGGCAACCCAGGUGCGGAUGGACUUCCGGGGCAGAAAGGAGCGGAUGGUCUCCCGGGGCCGAAAGGUGAUGAGGGUCCGCGGGGAGAACGAGGCUGGCGAGGUUGGGUUGGCAUCAAGGGAGAGCCGGGCGAUGGCGGAUCCGCUGCUGGUCUGAAAGGAGACAAGGGAGAUCCCGGAGUGCCCGGAAUUGUUGGACCCAAAGGAGACAUGGGAUUCCCUGGGUCGGCUGGUGAACCAGGUGCUGUUGGUCUGCAGGGGCCGAGAGGUCUUCCAGGGGCUAAAGGUGACAACGGGCUGCCUGGCCCCCAAGGCGUGCAAGGUGUCCCGGGUCAGCGGGGAGAAAUGGGAUACGACGGAUUCAAGGGUGAUGCGGGCCAACCAGGACCGAGAGGAGACUCAGGCAACGCAUCACCAUCUGCAGGUGUAAAGGGAGAGACAGGUGCUCCUGGCCCCCCGGGUCCUGCCGGUCCCCCGGGCCCUGCCGGAUAUGAUGGCUUCAAGGGCGAAGCUGGCGUCCCCGGAGCGGCUGGUGCUGCAGGCCCCCCAGGAGGGCCAGGCCCUGAGGGUGCCCCCGGCCAGAGAGGAUGGAGAGGAUGGCGGGGGCAGCAGGGUUUGAACGGACCCCCCGGGCCUAGAGGGUUACCAGGCCCUUCAGGUGGUCCCCAAGGAGAACCAGGACUGCCCGGCCCCCCAGGCCCCCAGGGAAUACAAGGCCUGACAGGCCCGCAAGGCCCGACUGGAGGCCCGAAGGGAGACAAAGGCGACACUGGACAGCCCGGCUUUGACGGUAUGACAGGCCCCCAAGGGCCUGAAGGGAUGCCAGGUCUCCCGGGUCAAAAAGGUUCAUCUGGCUUGAACGGUCCUCCGGGCUCCCCAGGUCCAGCAGGUGUAGACGGAGCUCAGGGCGCUGUUGGCUACGACGGAAUGGACGGAAAACCGGGCCCGCCAGGCCCAGCCGGAGAAAGAGGCUUGCAGGGAUAUGAUGGAUUACCUGGACCAGAUGGUCUCCCAGGGCUGAAGGGACAGAAAGGUGAACCAGGAACCGAAGGACUACAAGGACCAAGAGGCUAUGAUGGCUAUCAAGGUCCUCCCGGGUUGUCGGUGAAGGGAGAUGCGGGUACACCUGGCCCACAAGGAUUUGCAGGUCCUGCCGGACCCAUUGGGCCGCCGGGCCCUCCUGGAGGGCUGGGGCCUCUUGGUCCACAGGGCGACAAGGGACCACUAGGCGGAGAAGGACCCCAGGGGCCCAGAGGAUGGAGAGGAUUUGCUGGUCUACCUGGGCCGCCUGGUAAAGAUGGUCUCCCAGGUUCGCCGGGCACACCAGGAACACAGAGCGCCCCAAGACCAACUGGACAAGCAACUACGUUCAGACAGGGCCACAAUCAUAACAGCAUAGUGAUGACAGGCCAACCAGUACUCCGACAGUCGAUGAACACUGCUCAAACACGCGUCAACCCGAUUUAUCGAGCUAUACCCCCAGACCCCCCAGCCUCACAGCAAUACCCCCGACAAUUUGCCCAAUCCCACUCAAGUACCCGAGCCCAGACUGUGUCCAUCCGACAGCCCCGCUACCCCCCAGGAUCUUUCCCUCAAUCUGCGGCAGCAGCCUCCGGACCCGGAGCGUCAGCGGCUGUACCCAGAUCUCUGGGCGCUAGGUUUAUCGGUUCAGGUGGUUCCGGUGCGGCUAAAAAUUCAGUUUCAGUUAACAGACCAAGCCCUGAUAGCGGUUCCAUCAACACAAUAAAGAUAAAGACAGGCAUCUCUUCCCUGGAUUCCAACCCCUCGGGAAAGGACAUCCAAGCUAGUGGGACAAGCCAAAACACACCUGGAAACACCAAGUCUACUCUUCCUGUUUCCAACGCUAUUCUUCAAGCAUUGUCAUCCUCUUCUAGUUCAUCUUCAAGUCGUUCUGCAUCUAUAGCAGCAUCUAAACCCGCAACAGCAACUGUGACCCUAAAACGUCCUCCAGCCUCCUCACUAACCUCUUCAUCUUCCAAAGCAUCUGUUGUAAUCUCCCGAUCUUCGGAUUCCCCUUCUCCAAGGCCUUCAGUGACCAUAUCCCGGUCUGUUGUUAACAAGGCUCCUGAAGCGAAUCCCCGACCCACUGCCUCAAUAACGAUCUCCAGGCCCCCCCAUGCUGGAGCAAUCCGCUCAAGCUCCCAGUCGCGUCCUGAUCCCAUCAUGGUAUCCAGUUCAGCCCAGUCGACAUCUGAGGCCAUAGCUCGGUCCUCAGACAAUUUGUCCCGCCGCAACCAAUCACCUUCAAUCUCAAGCCCAGCUCGAGCUUUAGUCUCAGCCUCCCGCCCGGCUUCUGCAGCCUCCGUCACCAUCUCCCGACAAUCUCAAUCUGGUUCAAACCCCUCCCCAUCUCGACCCUCAAUCUCAAUCUCUCGCCCUUCUUCGUCAGCCUCCAUCACAAUCUCCCGACAAUCUCAAUCUGGUUCAAACCCCUCCCCAUCUCGACCCUCAAUCUCAAUCUCCCGCCCUGCUUCGCCAGCCUCCGUCACAAUCUCGCGACAAUCUCAACCAGGUUCAAACCCCUCCCCAUCUCGACCCACAAUCUCAAUCUCCCGCCCUGCUUCGCCAGCCUCCGUCACAAUCUCCCGACAAUCUCAAUCUGGUUCAAACCCCUCCCCAUCUCGACCCACACUCUCAAUCUCCCGCCCGGCUUCGCCAGCCUCCGUCACAAUCUCGCGACAAUCUCAACCAGGUUCAAACCCCUCCCCAUCUCGACACUCAAUCUCAAUCUCUCGUCCUGCUUCAUCCGCCACCAUCACAAUCUCCCAACCUUUCAAGUCAGCCUCAGUUUCUUCACCCAAAAGAGCUUCAGCCACGGUCUCCCGCCCCGUUCCCUCUAUCACAAUCUCCCGACAAUCUCAACCAGUCUCCUCCCCCUUCUCACCUCAAAUCUCACAGACAAUCUCCCGACAAUCUCAAUCAGCCUCCUCCCCCUCCUCACCUCAAUCCUCACAGACAAUCUCCCGACAAUCUCAGACAGCUUCAAUCUUUCCCCCACAAAAAUCUUCAACCUCAGUCUCUCGUCCUGCUUCAUCCGCCUUCCUUAAUCUAGUCCGGCCUCUUCAGUCAGCAUCAGUCUCCUCCCCGUCUCGACCCUCAGUCUCAGUCUCCCGUCCCAUACCUUCAGCUGUAGUCCCAUCUUCCCGUCCCAUACCUUCAGCUGCAGUCUCAGUCUCCCGCGGACCGUCAGUCUUCCUGAAUCGACCUUCCGCGAAUUUGCAAAGCCCUUCUACAGGAGGAUUAUUCCUGCUCAGACAGAGGCAGAGGCAGGCAGCAAGUGAUGCAGCAGCCUCAUCUGUUGUAGCAAGCCAAGACAAGGGACCACUUCCGCGCCGUCGACCAAGUUUCCUGACCUACCGCAUGGCCACCAACCACCGCUCCUCGAGCCCCGGGACCAACAUCGCCAGUAGCAUCGUCAAGCGUCCACAGCCGUCCCUAGGCGGAGCAGGGGGGUCAACGCAGAUACGAACACCAUUCAUGCGUUACCAAAGCAACAGACCUAACGCCUUAAGAAGCAGCAUGUCAUCUGUGCGUAUUAUCCGGCAUGGUAACCAAGCAACAAGGGCAGGUAACCCACCAGGGCAUGGUGCUGGGGGCGGGGCUGGAGGCGGAGCAGGAGGUGCUGGAGGCGGGGCAGGAGGCGGGGCAGGAGGCGCUGGGGGCGGAGCAGAAGGCGCUGGGGGCGGGGCAGAAGGUGGAGCUGGAGCUGCGGCCCCGGUCUCUAUAGAAAUUGAAACAGAAUAA
Molecule: messenger RNA, 4514 nt
Organism: Haliotis rufescens (red abalone)
Lineage: Eukaryota; Metazoa; Mollusca; Gastropoda; Lepetellida; Haliotidae
Product: mucin-19-like
Exons: 41
Coding region: 168-4514 (1448 amino acids)
Source: RefSeq, a predicted model, not a curated record